AUGAGCGAUACACCAGUCCCCUUGCGAGAUACUCGCACGAUCAAGAAGAGGAAUCUCGCCAUGACUGUGGAACAGCCGUUCUUUCGGACUAUGACAAAGACGUGCCUCAAAAGAAUGAAGACAGGAGCCAAGAACGCAUUCCCGAAUCUUGGAGAAACUGAAGCUUUGUAUGAAUUUGCUAGGAAACACCAACUGGAAGGAUUCUUCACCUCGACGAAGAGGGAGAGAGAUGUGUGUUUGGCCCUAAUCGACUACUUCAUGAGCAACGAUUAUCGAAGUAGGAACUUUUCGCAACGUGAGGGUUAUCGCGGCAUGAAGUUCUUUGUCCCUUCCCAAACGCCGACACUCGAAUCGGUCGAUCGACCCAAGGCUAAAGAACUGACUGCUAUCAUUGUACAUCCGAGUGAGCAAGGUGCAAAACUUUCCACGGACCACAAAGCGCACUUGCUCAAAUUACCCGCUGAGAUUCGCCUCCAGAUACUCGAGCUCGUCGUUUCAGUAUCCAGAGAGAAGACUGUCCAUCCAAAAGUCGUUACCUGCAACUGGAAGCCCGAAUGGAGCGAAUCAAGAUAUGAAAUAGAGAUCCCGAACUGCUACCCUAGUGUGACCGAAAUGUCGGAAUAUGCUCGAAAUCAGCGCGAGGACGAUGAAGGAAUUUAUACCGAGAUCCAGAAGGUCUACUAUAAAUCCAUCGAUGCGACAUGCCUGAGGGUAUGCAAGCAGUUAUACCGUGAGCGCAGCAAGGUACUUUACGGUCGAAAUCGCUUCGCUUUCGGGAUGAGCAAUACUAGCUUUCGUAGAAGCCCUCCGUCCUAUGUUGGUGGCCAGGUCCAAACUUGGAAUCGUCCUGACAAGCCAGUCCUAGAUAACAACCGGCAGCACAACAUAACUCUAGCUAUCGAGAAUGUCGAAGGCCAGGCGCCCCAUGAGUCUGCCACCAUGGCUUAUUGCGACUCGUUGCUCAGAUUUCUAUACACCAUCUGCCCCAGAAAUGCUUCAUUCUUAACGUCCUUAACGUUCGAAGGCAAUGUCAAAAUCCACGACUGUUAUUCUAAACGUUGUUCAUCGCAAUGUGACGACGAUCUAGUCCACAGCUUGCGAACCUAUGUUCCAUUCUUGAACAAGUUCUGUACAAGCCUCAGAAAGCUCACCAUCUUAGCAGGCAAGGGGGGCGGUGUCAGUAUCCGUUCAGCACGCAUCGAGGAUGGCCCUAAUCGUUGGAAUAAAGCCUUUCUAUCGCUCCUUGAGCACGACAUCCGCAGUCUAUCUACACUUGAAGAGAUUGAAGUUUGUGAUCGGGACAAGGUGCCACUGAUAGUUGCCCAAACUACUGUCGCUUGGUUCGUCGAACGCGCACGAGCAAAGGCAAAAGAGGACGCCAGAGCAUUGGAGGAAAGGACCAAGUUGGAAAGAGGUUCAGCGUGA
Mollisia scopiformis is the source of this 1425-nucleotide messenger RNA. RefSeq lists its product as uncharacterized. The coding region runs from base 1 to 1425 and encodes 474 amino acids. The record is from RefSeq and is a predicted model, not a curated record. The transcript has 4 exons. NCBI's taxonomy places the organism in Eukaryota, Fungi, Ascomycota, Leotiomycetes, Helotiales, Mollisiaceae.